Gastrolobium bilobum is the source of this 1834-nucleotide messenger RNA. RefSeq names its product lycopene beta cyclase, chloroplastic. Bases 218 to 1732 code for a protein of 504 amino acids. Gene Ontology annotation, biological process: carotenoid biosynthetic process. Lineage: Eukaryota; Viridiplantae; Streptophyta; Magnoliopsida; Fabales; Fabaceae. The transcript has 2 exons. Gene Ontology annotation, molecular function: oxidoreductase activity, acting on paired donors, with incorporation or reduction of molecular oxygen. The record is from RefSeq and is a predicted model, not a curated record.
CUUUACCAUUAGCAAAACCAACGUUCUUUCUUAUGUCUAUGGUUUUCUGGUUCCUUAACUUGUGCAAAUGAGUUCUUCCAAUGUUUUUUCGUUUUCUCCCCUUCCUCUGCUCCACGGAACAUUCUUCUUCUUGUGUGUUAUUUAGUGUGACCCAGAUGGUGUUUUGAGUACUAUUUUAGAGAUUUAUUAAGGAUUUUGAGAGAUUUUUAAGAUAUCUAUGGAUACUUUGCUCAAAACACCUAACAAGCUUGAGUUUUUGCACCCACUUCAUGGUUAUUCAGAAAAAUUGAGCAAUUCAUGUUCCUCUAAGUUGCAAAACCAAGAGCUUAGAUUUGGUUCCAAGAAACCACUAGUGAAAUGGGGUAAACGUGGUGGUUUGAGGGCCAGUUGCAGUGCCCUUCUGGAGCUUGUUCCGGAAAUUAAGAAGGAGAAUCUGGAUUUUGAGCUUCCUUUGUAUGAUUCAUCAAAGGGAGCUGUGGUAGACCUUGCUGUUGUGGGAGGAGGACCUGCAGGGCUAGCAGUUGCACAGCAGGUUUCUGGGGCAGGACUUUCAGUUUGUGCCAUUGACCCAAACCCCAGAUUAAUUUGGCCCAAUAAUUAUGGUGUUUGGGUGGAUGAAUUUGAAGCCAUGGAUUUACUUGAUUGCCUUGACACCACUUGGUCUGGUGCUGUUGUCUUCAUUGAUGAUAAAACCAAGAAGGAUCUAGAUAGACCUUAUGGUAGGGUCAAUAGGAAGCAGCUGAAGUCAAAGAUGCUGCAAAAAUGCAUAUCAAAUGGUGUUAGGUUUCACCAAGCUAAAGUUAUCAAGGUUAUUCAUGAGGAUUCCAAAUCUCUGCUGAUUUGUAAUGAUGGUGUCACUGUUCAGGCAACUGUGGUUCUAGAUGCAACUGGCUUUUCUAGAUGCCUUGUUCAGUAUGAUAAACCAUAUAAUCCAGGUUACCAAGUUGCAUAUGGUAUUUUGGCUGAGGUUGAUGAACACCCUUUUGAUGUAGAUAAAAUGCUUUUUAUGGACUGGAGAGAUUCACAUCUGAACAGUGACAUGGAGCUGAAGGAGAGGAAUAGCAGAACACCUACCUUUCUAUAUGCAAUGCCCUUUUCAUCCACCAAGAUAUUUCUUGAAGAAACUUCUCUUGUUGCGCGCCCCGGGUUACGAAUGGAGGAUAUACAGGAAAGAAUGGUUGCUAGGUUGAAACACUUGGGCAUUAAAGUGAAAAGCAUUGAAGAAGAUGAGCACUGUGUCAUUCCCAUGGGUGGCCCCCUCCCAGUUCUUCCACAGAGAGUUGUUGGAAUUGGUGGUACUGCUGGGAUGGUGCAUCCUUCAACUGGGUAUAUGGUAGCAAGGACCCUAGCUGCAGCUCCUAUUGUUGCUAACUCUAUUGUUCAGUGCCUUGGUUCUGAUAGAAGUCUUUCAGGUGUUGAAUUGUCUGCACAAGUGUGGAAAGAUUUAUGGCCCAUCCAAAGGAGGCGCCAAAGGGAGUUCUUCUGUUUUGGUAUGGACAUCUUACUCAAGCUUGAUUUGCCAGGCACAAGGAGAUUUUUUGAUGCGUUUUUUGAUCUGGAACCUCGUUAUUGGCAUGGGUUCUUAUCAUCAAGACUGUUUCUUCCUGAGCUCUUGUUUUUUGGACUCUCUCUAUUUUCUUAUGCUUCUAAUACAUCUAGAAUAGAGAUUAUGGCAAAGGGAACUCUUCCUUUGGUAAACAUGAUCAACAACUUGAUACAAGAUACAGAAUAAGAUGACUUCCUACUAAUCUGUUGUAUGCUAUUUAUGUUUUGCGCUUCCACCUGCAGUUUACUACUGAUAUUAUAAAUUUCCAGAAAAGUAUAUUAUAUAUCU